AUGGGCUUCCAUAUGGCUGCGAAUGUGCGCAAGAAGAUGCCGUCAUCAGCAACACUGUAUGUCUUCGAUGUCAAUACCGAGGCCUGCAGGCGCUUCCAGACCAAUUUUGGGAGUCACGGGCCGAUUGAGAUUGCCAACACAGCCAAAGAUUUGGCUAGUCAAUCUUCUACAGUGAUAUCGAUGGUGCCAAUGGAUGCACACGCGCGAGCAGUAUAUCUCGACCCAGAAAAUGGAGUCAUUGCAGCUUCGAAGGAUCCUAACCGUCUUUUGUUGGAAUGCAGCACCAUAAAUGUAACCACCACUCAGGACAUUGGCCAGAAGAUAUUCAAUGCCAGGGUUGGAACCUAUGUCGACACGCCAGUCUCUGGUGGAGUUCGCGGCGCAGAGGCUGGCACAUUGUCAUUCUUUUUAGGAUAUAAAGGUACUGAUAAUGGCGACCACUUUGGCAGACGGAUUCUGUCAGUGGUUGAGUGGAUGGGAGCAGCAGACAAAAUCAACUUCUGUGGCGAUCUCGGAUUGGGUUUGGUGUGCAAGAUCACGAACAACUAUAUCGGUCUCACAAACAUUGUUAUCGCCGCUGAAGGUCUAGCUUUUGGGUUAAGGCAUGGCGUCAACAAGGGAAUCCUGUAUAAAUGCAUUAAGGCUUCUAGCGGUGACUCCUGGGCAUUGACCUUUUCUAACCCAGUUCCCGGGAUCGUACCUGAAAGUGCUUCAAGCAACGGCUUCAAGGCUGGCUUUACCUCGCGACUUUGUGCAAAAGAUCUUGGCCUGGCACUUCAAGCAGCUCGAGAGGUGGGUAUUCGACCAAAGAUGGGCGAGAUAUCUUUGAAGUAUUACGAAGAAGCAGACAAGGCUCCAAGUACAACUGGACUGGACGGUUCUUCCGUGUGGCUACAUAUAAACGAUGAAGCAGCAGACUUUGUCCGCCUGGAAUAG
Molecule: messenger RNA, 936 nt
Organism: Exophiala mesophila
Lineage: Eukaryota; Fungi; Ascomycota; Eurotiomycetes; Chaetothyriales; Herpotrichiellaceae
Exons: 2
Coding region: 1-936 (311 amino acids)
Biological process (GO): L-valine catabolic process
Cellular component (GO): mitochondrion
Molecular function (GO): NADP binding; 3-hydroxyisobutyrate dehydrogenase activity; NAD binding
Source: RefSeq, a predicted model, not a curated record